CCCGGUGCUGUUCUCUGCUGGGACCACCCAGGUCUGAAUGCCUACAAGGCGUCAUGGGGUCGCAGAGCUGGCAAACCGGGGCUCGUUUGGGGACUUGUGCAGGAGUGGUGAGCGCUGUUCCAAACACGCACCUGGGAGAAGGCAGGCAGUGCAGCUGUUGACCCUCCACUGUCAGCCUGAAUUGACCUGCAGCGCCCCCUACCCCGCCCCCGCCCCGGGCUUUUUAACUAUAUUGGCGAGUUUCUUGAAGGUAUAGGGGGCUGAAGUCACUCACGUGCUUUGUAAUGAAAGAACCCCCCCAAACAGGACCAAAGCCCCCAGCCUCAAGGAGCGAGGACGGGGUGGAGAGCUUUAUAACUAAUUAUUUUCUAGGAGGAGGAGGGAGGUGUGUUGUACGCCACAGUCCGCUAGGGAGGCGGAGACCGAGCCACGACGUGGUUUGGAGUUAGCGGGGGUUUUUUGUUUCCUUUAAAAAAAAAAGUGUGUGUGGAGGGGGAAAACCUAAAAGUCAAAAAAAAAAUACAUUUAACUGAUUCUCCCUUUUUGUAUGUCGGAUGCUGCAUGAGCCUGAAACACCAAUAAAUGGAGACUGCAUGAAACGCUCCUCCAGCCUGAGUUGGUCCUCCCGUCGGUUCGCCACUGGGUGCGCUCUUUGGGGGAGAACCUACUAGAUAGUAUGCGCCUGCACCGUCCCGGCGGCCAUCUUUACUGUGGGCCGAAGUCUAUAAUGCCCAAGCGCCUACCUGCGCAUGUGCAAGCCUUCCUUUGCCUUCCUCUUCCAAGUAGCUUUCACUAGAGUGGAGCCUUCCGCGCCAUCUCUAUGCGCCUGCGUACUGCGACCCUGCGCAGCCUGCGAGGCAAGUCUUAGCUUCAGGUGUGUACGGCGGCUGAGGUAGCGGAACUGCGAGGUGUGGAGAGGGGCGGUGUGAAGGCGAGAAGAACGGUCUGACCGAGAAAGUGGUUUCUGCAGUUCCCGGGGAACAUUGAGUACCGGAUCUCAAUCCCUGGGGCGGGGUACUUGGAGGAAACUGAGCGCCCCCUCCUGGGAACGCGCGGUCUGGUCGCAGGGACCGCUGUUGGAGCCUGAUUGGUUGGAGAGACAUCUUUGGGGACACCCCUGGGGAGCCCAGUUCUUGGGGGUCGGGGAAAUCCCCCGCUUAGCACUCCUGCCUCACCUAUAAUCGCAGGGUUCCUUCCCUAGUGGCUUAUGUCCCUUGUCCGGGGUCAUGGAGAUAUUGCGGCCAGCACGGCAGCGCCUCUGUCUGAAGAAGGGGAAGUGACCUCCGGCUUCCAAGCUCUGGCGGUGGGAGAUACCGGAGUCCCCUCGGCUUCGGCCAAUAAAGCCGAGGAAGAGGGGGAAGGAGUACGGGAGGAGGCCGAGCGUGAGGGGUCUGGGAUCGAGGAGGUGCAGGGAGAAGCCCCCAGUGCUGAGGGUGAAGAGCAUGCCAAGGGAGAAUCCGAGGACUGGUGCGUGCCCUGCAGCGAUGAGGAGGUGGAGCUGCCCGCGGAUGGGCAAUCCUGGAUGCCCUCCCCUUCUGAAAUCCAGCGGCUCUAUGAACUGCUGGCUGCCCACGGUACCCUGGAGCUUCAGGCCGAGAUCCUGCCCCGUCGGCCACCCACGCCUGAGGCCCAGAGUGAAGAGGAGAGAUCUGAUGAGGAGCCAGAGGCCAAAGAGGAGGAAGAGGAAAAACCGCGCAUGCCCACAGAAUUUGACUUUGAUGAUGAGCCAAUGACACCCAAGGACUCCCUGAUUGAUCGGAGACGCCCCCCAGGAAGCUCAGCCCGGAGCCAGAAACGGGAAGCCCGCCUGGACAAAGUCCUCUCAGACAUGAAGCGACACAAAAAGCUGGAGGAGCAGAUCCUUCGUACUGGCAGGGACCUGUUCAGCCUGGACUCAGAGGACCCCAGCCCCAGCAGUCCCCCACUCCGGUCCUCAGGGAGUCUCUUCCCCCGGCAGCGAAAAUACUGACUGGUGCUCCUAGGGCCUUUCUUCCCUAACUCAGGGUGCUGGGAAACUUGGAAGAGGAGCAAAACUCCAAGUUCCUAACACAGCACCUUGCCAGAAAGAGGGCGUGUGUGUGUGUGUGUGUGUGUGUGUGUGUGUGUUUUCUGUUGAACAUUUAUUUGAAAACCUGGCCUGCAAUUUCUGAAUCUAAAAUAAAAAAUACAAAGUUAUCUUCUCUUA
Messenger RNA from Phyllostomus hastatus (greater spear-nosed bat), 2185 nucleotides. It is a transcript of the gene PAGR1, whose product is annotated as PAXIP1 associated glutamate rich protein 1. The transcript has 3 exons. The record is from RefSeq and is a predicted model, not a curated record. Bases 1208 to 1969 code for a protein of 253 amino acids. Lineage: Eukaryota; Metazoa; Chordata; Mammalia; Chiroptera; Phyllostomidae.